This is a messenger RNA of Oryctolagus cuniculus (rabbit), 1511 nucleotides long. Lineage: Eukaryota; Metazoa; Chordata; Mammalia; Lagomorpha; Leporidae. The record is from RefSeq and is a predicted model, not a curated record.
GAAGACGAUGGUAAUGAAGAUGACGGUGACGAAGGCUCUCCUCCUCGCCCUCACGGUGGGCGUGGCCUGUGCGGACAUCGACCCCGCCCAGCUCUCCGGGCCCUGGCGCACCUCCGCCAUGGCCUCCGACAUCCUGGAAAUGAUCCUGGAGGAUGGGCCACUCCGGAUGCUGUUCCGCGAGAUGGAGUGCAACGAGGACUGCAACGCCCUGAACGUCUUCUUCUAUGUCAAGAAGAACGAGGUAUGCACCCCGCACACGGUUGUGGCCCAGAAGAACGCAGACGGCAUCUACACCACUGACUUCGAGGGCCAGACCUCCUUCCAGUUCCACGUAUUGGAUCCCGCUAGGCUCUUCGUCUUCAUCAAUAACAUGGGGUCCAGCGGCACCACCAGCCGCCUCAGCUUCCUUGUGGUCAAAUUGAGAGUCAUAAAUGACGACCGGCUGGAGGACUACGCGAGGCUCACGGAGCAGAAUGGGAUCCCGCAGAAGUACAUCCGGCGUGUGGGCGACACAGACACCUGUCCACCCUGAGGACGCCUCCCUUGGAGAAGGUGCCAGAACGUUCUAGACCAUUCCAGAACCGCCCCUCCUGCACAAUGAUUCCUCCCCUGAUCGCCUCACCAUCUCCUCCCACCUGCGAACGCGCUAGUAUGCUCCGGAACAUUCUAGAGCAUUCUGGAUUGAUCCAAGAUGGUCUGGAUUGUUCCAGAAUUUCUAGAAAGCUUCGGAACAUUCUAGAAUCGGCCGUCCCCAGCUUUCUCUGCUUCCUGUUCAUGGAAUAAACUCAUCCCAGGCACAGUCCCAGUCGUUUAUUUUAAACGAUUUUUAUUGUUCCGUCAAAAGACAGAGCGAGCUGGUGGAGGAACCCAGGGGCUACCUCCGGGUCUCCCUGCACUGUCAGUCACCGUUCACUGACAAGGGGGUGGGCUCUGUCAUCUGGUGGCUGUCAAUCAGCCCUGAGUGACACUGGGGGGGUUCUCCCCGACUCCACUGGCAGCCAGUCACACUCCACCAGGAUCCCAGGGCCACAUCCGGGUCCCCAUGGCCACAUCCGGGUCUCCAGGGCAAUAUCCGGCUCCCCAGGGCUCCACUCAUGUCCGCAGUGACACAUCCAGGUCCCCAGGGGCACAUCCUGGUCCCCAGGGCCACAUCCGGGUCUAAGUGCUCCAUCCGGGUCUCUGGGCUCCAUCUGGGUCCCUAAGGGCUCCAUCCGGGUCUCUGGGCUCCAUCCGGGACUCCUGGCUCCAUCCGAGUCUCUGGGCUCCAUACAGGUCUCUGGGCUCCAUCGGGGUCUCUGGUCUCCAUCUGUAUCUCUGGGCUCCAUCUGGGUCCCUAAGGAAACAUCCUGGUCCCUAAGGCUCCAUCCGGGUCUCUGUGCUCCUUCAGGGUCACUAAGGCUACAUCCGGGUCCUUAAGGUUUCUUCCGAGUCCUUAAGGCUCCAUCCAGGUCUCUGGGCUCCAUCCAGGUCUCUGGACCACAUCCGGGUCUCUGGGCUCCAUCCGGGUUUCG